This is a messenger RNA of Meloidogyne enterolobii, 771 nucleotides long. The record is from the annotation of a GenBank genome assembly. NCBI's taxonomy places the organism in Eukaryota, Metazoa, Nematoda, Chromadorea, Rhabditida, Meloidogynidae.
UUGGGGGAGUGAUACUUAUUUGGUUCUUCCAGUCAAUUUUCUUGUUUAAGAUGUAAAAAAUAAAGUAUGUAUAGAUAGAUAACCCCGAGCUGAGUCGAGUCAUACCAAAAUCGUCCGUUGGGACAUCAUGAACUGAGCUACAGGGGUUUAAAAUUUUAGAAAAUGUCCGCAUAAAUUUGUCCUCAAAAACUGUAUAGAUAACCCACAAGUACCAUUUUACUUUUAAUUUUUUUUCAGUAUCAGAACAUUAUAAACAGACUCGUUCCCGUAUUUUUAUAUUAUUAUCAAAACGUUUCUUCAUCUCCCAGCAAGUUCUAUGUUUGUAUUGAGAGGACCUCUGAGUAUUUAUUGGACAAUGAACCUCGUUAUUAUAUCAUUAAAUUGCCAAUCUUUCCAAAAAAUGUCGAAAAAAUGGUUAUUGUUGGUUACUGGUUGGAGCAACUUUCCGACUGUGUUUUUGAAUUUGCCUCAUUUGACGGAGUUGUGUUUAAUCCAGAAUUAAUUAAUUUAUUGUUUGACAACGACAAACUUUUAUUUCACAUUCAAAAACCGAAAAUAUCCUCCAACGAGGCUUCUUUUGGAAAUGUUUGGAAAUUUGUUUCGAAUCAUUUGACAAUUUCGGAAUAUCUCAGCAUCAAUUUGAAUGACAUUAAUGUGCAACGUUUACACGGUAUUUUAGUAAGUGGAGGCAAUAAAUUACCAAAAAUUCGUGUGAAAAAUGUUAAGACGGGAUGGCUUUAUAAUUCUUUAAUCAAAGUGAGUUUAAAUUAG